AUGAAUCGUCAUCAUCCAUACGGAGGCGGAGGCUACGAUGGCCAACGAGGUGGCUCAUUUUCAGGUCCAGGUCCUGAAAGGCACCACAGAGGUGGUGGACGUGGUAGAGGAAACUUCGGAAGAGGUCGCGGAGGGGGUGGUGGUGGAAGUGGUGGAGGGGGUUAUGGCCAGAGCACCGGCGGGGGUGCAAGUUACGACGGAAAUAUGAGCUACAGCGCUUAUGAUCAACCCCAAGAGGACAUGAAUGGCUACAACUCUAACUAUGAUUCGUCCAACUCAUAUUAUCAGAACCUCGGUGGUUCUUCUCAAUACGGUUACAAUCAGGGCUACGGAAAACAGGAAGAUGAUACUGUUUUCGAAGAGGAUAGUCUAGGGCGCAUACGUCGGCCUGUUCGUAAAGAUCGAGAUGACAAAGUACAUGACUCAAUAAUUGAGCAGCGUAUUCAACGGGAGCGUCCCUGCAGAACACUCUUCAUUCGUAACAUUAAGUAUGAGACCAACAGUAGUGACGUGCGGCGACUGUUUGAAGAGCAUGGUGAUAUCAAAACAUUCUUCGAUCUCAUAUCAACACGAGGCAUGGUCUUCGUUACUUAUUAUGACCUACGGGCUGCAGAGCGCGCUAGAGAGCGGUUACAGGGCUCCGAAAUCAGUGGUCGGCCCAUUGAUGUACAUUACUCUUUACCUCGGGACGAUCGGGGGGAAGACAAGAAUAGUUUACAAGGGUGUUUACAAGUCACCCUCAGAAACUCCCCCUCGGGGCAAAUGAUUGACGACAAUGAGGUUCGUCGAAAAUUCCAACAAUUCGGUGAUGUGAAGUCGGUACAACCAGUUGGAGAACGUAUCGAUUCUCGUUAUGUUGAAUUCUAUGAUACACGAGCGUGUGACGACGCAUAUGACCGAUUAAGACACCAGAGUCUUCAAGAUGGGGUUAUGGAUAUCUCAUUCGCCUGGGAUGUAAAUGACGGAGGCGCUCAAGGCUCGCAUCGGCCCAAUAAUUGGGAGGAAGGUGGCAGACGAGGAGGUCGUGGAGGGGGUGGUCGUGGUCGCGGUGGUGGGCGUGGAGGUCGUGGAGGAGGGGGUGGGAACCGCGGUGGGCCUGACGACGACUAUGAACGUAAAGAUACUUUUGGGCGAGAACGCGGUGGCGGAAGAGGUGGCCGCGGUGGUGGUGGUGGUGGUGGUGCAGGACGCUAUGAGGACGACUGGAGCAACCGCAAAGAUAACUUUAAUGACCGAUAUGAAGGCCCUCGAUUCGGUCCGAAUUCCAACAAUUUUGGGACCAAUACAGCAGGACCUACAUUCAACCCGCCUCCGCCGGCCCCGUUGCAACCACAAUCUUCUGAUGACAGACUGGAACAAGCGAAGAAGGUCCAACAGCUUCUGGCUGCUUUGAAACAGCCUGCAUCCAAUGCACCCCCAGUACCUCCUCCCGGCUCCGCGCCACUUCCACCGAUUCCUGGUGUGCCCCCUCAAAUGACUCAAUCCCUUGCCGCAACUCCUAUGCACAAUCCCUAUUAUCCUCCUCCAGGACCAGGAGGACACCAGCCACCAUAUCUUGCUCCCAACAUGUACGGUCCACCACCCGGACAAUCAUCAAACACCACUCAGACCGGUGCAGCCCCGCCACCGAUCGUCUCACCGCCUCCUCCUGCGGUACUAAAUGCACUUCCGCCCAAUGUUCUUGCGUUGCUACAAUCUGCGCAGCAGCAACAGCAACCUGGAGGUGGCCCACCACCUGGGAUGCCAUAUUCUAUGCCUUCGCCCAUGAUGGGGACACCACCUCCAGGAGCGGGAGCACCAGGGAAUGCUUCAUAUCAGCAACUAAUGGCAAUGAUGCAGAACAAGCGUCCGUAAGAGCUUGUGAAAACAGAGUCAGGACUCCUACGGCGGCAGAGUUGACGAAUAGUCGGAGCGUACACUGGUAGAUAUAAUUGCAUUAUACCUACAAAUGCUCACAAGACGAUUUUCCAUUUCAUUCAUUCCCUCUCUUUGUUCGUUCUGGAGAAUACAUGUGCUCCACUUCGUUUCCUAGUUGCUCCUCUGAUAUUCUUAUUUUUCUUAUUUUCCUGAUUUUCAUUGCCCCCUUCUCUACUAUACUAUUACCAUGAUAUACUGUAAGAUAUUGUGUAGUCAGCUGUCGGUUGGUUUCUUCUUACAGCUGAGGACAAUUCGGAAUGUAGCCUCUACUUUUCAUGAUUGGUGAUCUCUAUUUUUUUUACUGAACUCGCAACGAUGCAAUUACUAAUGCUGAAAUCUCCAGAAGCAUGUUCAAGGGUACGCCCUCGCGGUUGCAAAGAUCCCCCACAGCACGACAUGAACAUUUAAAUACCCGAAAGCACUAAACUUGCUACAUGACGAGGUAAUGGAUAGCUCGCGCUGUACUUUCGGGGAGACAUGCAGUUGGAGACAGGUCGAUAUGGAUUCGGCCAAACCCGACCAAACUUCAGAAGCUUUGAAGCCUGGCCGAGCACAUCACUACUUGGUACGGUGCACCGACGGCUGGUACAUCGUCAAUCUGAGCGUGUACAUGCGCUGGCGCAUAUAAAGUAGGCACGUUUUUACAUGUACGUCAGGC
Molecule: messenger RNA, 2575 nt
Organism: Marasmius oreades (fairy-ring Marasmius)
Lineage: Eukaryota; Fungi; Basidiomycota; Agaricomycetes; Agaricales; Marasmiaceae
Exons: 12
Coding region: 1-1854 (617 amino acids)
Molecular function (GO): RNA binding
Source: RefSeq, a predicted model, not a curated record